Messenger RNA from Acaulospora colombiana, 828 nucleotides. The record is from the annotation of a GenBank genome assembly. NCBI's taxonomy places the organism in Eukaryota, Fungi, Glomeromycota, Glomeromycetes, Diversisporales, Acaulosporaceae.
AUGGAUCGUCUAGAAGCAUUGGGCAGCCAGCUGUCAAAAAUUACAAUGUACGAUAUCAAGCAAGCCUAUGCCCAGGCCAAAAACAUGGUACUCAAUGUUACUGAGAUGGAGGCAAAAGUUCAUGAGGCUACCAACGAUGACCCUUGGGGUGCCAGCUCGACACUGAUGGGUGAAAUCGCACAGGGCCAACAUUUUAAUGAAAUCAUGCCGGCGAUUUAUUCCCGUUUCAUGGAUAAGGAAGCACGUGAAUGGAGGCAAAUAUAUAAGGCCCUACAGCUAUUAGAAUACAUCAUCAAGCAUGGCUCCGAAAGAGUUGUAGACGACGCUAGAUCUCAUCUUUCUACAUUAAAGAUGCUACGAAACUUCCACUACAUUGACGAGAGGGGUAAAGAUCAAGGCAUAAAUGUACGGAACCGUGCCAAGGAAAUCGCCGAAUUAUUGGGCGAUUUGGACAAGGUACGGGCGGAACGACGAAAGGCCAAACAGAACCGUAAUAAGUAUACUGGAACUGGUAAUGAUCCAACAAGUUUUGGCUCAGGUGGAGACUACAGCUCCGGUGGUGGAGGUGGCGGAGGAGGUGGAUUCUCGGACUCUACAUCCAGACAACAGUUUGAAGAAUACGAUGCAGGUGACUGGGAAGAGCGGCCAGCCCGGACAUCGACAUCCUCUCAUACAAGAUCAUCAUCUAACCCACCCAGGGGAAGUACUACUGCAACUAAAACUUCUACUGCUGCCACCUCCAGUCCAGCAAAACCCGCAGUGCCUGCUAAAGACAAGGCCAAGGAGGUUGAUCUCCUGGGGUUCGGCUUUGAUGACGCACCUGCAGCG